Molecule: messenger RNA, 468 nt
Organism: Cooperia oncophora
Lineage: Eukaryota; Metazoa; Nematoda; Chromadorea; Rhabditida; Trichostrongylidae
Source: the annotation of a GenBank genome assembly
AUGACCAUGGAACUCACUCCAAUGUCUAUUUUUACCGCAUGGCUCGGUGUAUUUUCGAUAUCGUUCACGCUCAUGCCGUUUAUGAUGGUGCUUGACUGGCGUCGUCGCGGAACAGCCGACGGCUUUUCAUCAGUGAAUUUUGUGUUACCGAUGUUGAUGACGUCAUGCUGGUUAAGGCACGGAUACAUGACCAACGAUAACACGAACAUAACCAUCAAUACUAUCAACGUUGCAUUCUUCAUGUUCUACAUUGCUGCUUUCGCCUAUUAUCAACCAAGGAGGAAAUACCUUUAUGGACAACUAUUUGCAUGUGCAGCAGUGAUCAAGCUGAUCUUCAUGUACGUCGACAUGCAGAGAAUCGAUGUAGCACCCGAUGUGAUGGGUUCGAUCGCAGCAGCAACACAGAUCGCCUCCCUUGCUGGUGGUAUCUAUGAAAUUGUAAGUAUUAGUUUACAACCACUCAAGUAA